GGAAAUAAUGUAGCAGCCUGGUAAAUGAAACUAAAGUCUGGUAUAAAAGCAAAUGCUGACAUUCCCCUUUCCAGUCAACUUAAAACCUCCACAUGGACACUGCUCCUGUACAUGCUUUGGAUUAGGACACAUUGGAGAUCUUGAAUUCUACAUGAUCUUAGGCUUCAAACAUGACCUCCCAAAAGCCUCGUAUUCUCACUUGGCUAGCCAGCCAGGUUGGCAGAAAAGAGUAUCCAGGUUUGAAAUGGGUUAACAGCGAACGAACACAGUUACAGGUUCCUUGGAAGCAUGGAAGUAGGCAGGACCGGUCUGAAGAAGAGAUUAACAUUUUUAAGGAAUGGGCUAUUGCCAGCAGACGCUAUGACCCCUUGAAGGAUAAACCUGACCCAGUAAGGUGGAAGAGGAAUUUUCGUUCGGCUUUGUCACGGAAGGACGGCGUCUGUAUGAUCCAAUGCAACAGCUCAGACACUGACAAUCCUCACAAAGUAUACCAGAUCACCAAUGAAUGUCCAACAGCUCCUGUAGAACGGUACGCCAGCAAGGGAGUCACCCCAACCUUCCAGCAGACCGAUUGCUACAGCCAACAAGUUGCCGGGACAAUGUAUCCACAAGCAGCCUUCUCAGAGGAUCUAGACCUGGUGGCUUUGUGCCUGGAUGAAAAUGAUUUGUACCGUUCUCCUGGAGACUUGUACGCCACCAUAGAUGAUCUAAAUAAAAUGACAUUUUCGGAACAAAUCUGUAACACUGCUAUUUCACCUGCACAAGUAAAUGUGUAUGGUAUAGCUGCUGCCCCCACCUCUACCUGCUAUGAUAAUAACUACCCUGUGCACAGUGACGUCCCCCAUCCUGCAGAACAAGUAGGAGAACACGUUCAACCACAACCUGCUCAGGAGCCUGGGAAUCUCAAAGAAAUAAUACGUAAACAUUUCACUGAGAACAAAUUUGAAACUGAUUUUGAAGUCAACAUUUUCUACCGAGGGACCCUGGUAGAAAGCACCUUGGUGAAAAACCCACGUGGAUUCUACAUCACCUCUGGGAAACAGCCCAUUUCAGGCACCUAUUUAGGUCAGGUGGCUUUGCCGCCGCCUGGAACAUUAGUCACCAAUCAGCCGCUGGUUAAGGCAGUUGACAAUCUUCUGACACAUUUGGAACAAGGAACGCUGGUGGAAGUGCGAGGAGGCUCAAUCUGUGCCAAUAGGUCAGGCAAAUGUCACAGCUAUUGGAGUAUGACCAACACGCCUACAACAAUAAGCCCCAAUGAAAUCGACAAAGCCAGCUACUCUGUUUUGUAUAGUGUGCAGCAGUUUGUUACAGAACUGAUUGCGUUUAUUGAACGUAGGAGCAACGAAUCUCCACAAUAUAAGAUAUGGAUUUGUAUUGGAGAAAAGUGGCCAGAUAUCAUUCCAUGGGACAAGAAAUGCAUCAUGGUGCAGAUCACACCUGUGGUGAUGCGUCUGCUGCAUGAGAUGAGUUACAGCACCGGAGCCUCCUCACUAACUAACAGCGACUUGAAUCUGGAAAUCUCAGACUCUUUGUCCAGCACAAAUGAUGUGUUGUCACUUCUCAAAGAGAUUGACAUGAUGGACUGGACCUAGAUAAUUAGUGCCUUCUAGGUAUCCUGACAACCUAAAAUACUGAUACUGACCAGCCAUAAGGGCCUGAUUCUGAGUUUUAUACAUCUGAGAAAUCAAAAUCUCAAAGACAUUGCAUGUGGAUUGGAUUAGGUUGCG
Molecule: messenger RNA, 1730 nt
Organism: Pseudophryne corroboree (corroboree frog)
Lineage: Eukaryota; Metazoa; Chordata; Amphibia; Anura; Myobatrachidae
Product: interferon regulatory factor 3-like
Exons: 10
Coding region: 171-1595 (474 amino acids)
Biological process (GO): immune system process; regulation of transcription by RNA polymerase II
Cellular component (GO): nucleus
Molecular function (GO): DNA-binding transcription factor activity, RNA polymerase II-specific; protein binding; RNA polymerase II cis-regulatory region sequence-specific DNA binding
Source: RefSeq, a predicted model, not a curated record